AUGGAUUCGAAGAAGUGCAAGCCUUCUAAGGGUGUUGCAUCUUUGAUGAAUGUUGUUCCACUGAGUGUUCCAAAGCAGGAGGAUGAGAUGGCCCGAUCCCUCAAGGAUAACAUAGCUGUUAAGAGUAAUGUGGAUAUAGACCUCAGGGAAGUUUACUUUUUAAUUUUGAAUUUUUUGUCUGCUGGGCCAUGUCAGAGGUCUUUUGUUCAGCUCAGGAAUGAGCUUUUAGAGCACCGACUUCUACCUAGAAGGUAUCAUGCUUGGUUUUCAAGAAGUGGUGAGCCCGGAGAAGAUGAUGCUGACGAUGAUGAUGGCAUCUCUUUACCUUUAGAUUACAAUAGUUUAAUGGACAGGUAUCCUCACAUAGCUAAGGACCACAUGGUAAAGCUUCUGAAGCAAUUAAUGCCGAGUACAACCCAUCCUUUGAAUGGAAAGCAUGGAGGAAGUGGUCCUAAUGCAGCGGAUGUUCCCACUUUACUCGGAGAUGGUUCAUUUUCGCUUCUUGAUAUUGAUAGAAAAGCGACUGGUAAGCAAGUGAAGCGACCUCCAGUUUACAUGCGGUGGCCACACUUGAAGGCUAAUCAGGUUCAGGGGCUAAGUUUAAGAGAAAUUGGAGGUGGUUUUACAAAGCACCAUCGUGCUCCAUCUGUUCAGAGUGCCUGUUAUGCUAUUGCCAAACCAUCUACCAUGGUGCAGAAGAUGCAAAAUAUUAAAAAGCUAAGGGGCCACCGUGUGGCUGUCUAUUGUGCCAUACUUGAUGGAUCAGGGCGAUAUGUUAUCAGUGGCUCUGAUGACCGUCUUGUCAAGAUUUGGUCUAUGGAAACUGCAUUUUGUUUGGCUAGUUGUCGUGGACAUGAUGGUGACAUUACUGACUUGGCAGUAAGCUCAAACAAUGCUUUGGUGGCAUCUGCUUCAAAUGAUUAUUCUAUUCGAGUUUGGCGCUUACCUGACGGGAUGCCCAUAUCAGUUUUGCGUGGGCAUGGUGGAGCUGUGAAUACCAUUGCGUUUAGUCCCAGGCCGACUGCUGUAUACCAGCUGCUAUCGUCAUCGGAUGAUGGAACAUGUAGAAUAUGGGAUGCAAGAAAUUCACAAAAUCCAUGCAUAUACGUACCGCGGCCUUCAGAUGCUAUAAUUGGGAAGGGAAAUACUCCAUCAGCUAAUCUACCGUCCUCAAGUAAUGCUCAACCAGAACUUCAAAUACUUUGUUGUGCAUAUAAUGCAAAUGGAACUGUUUUUGUUACUGGUAGCUCUGAUACUUUUGCCAGGGUAUGGAGUGCUCCUAAGCCCAACACUGAUAACUCAGAGCUACCAAUACAUGAGAUGGAUUUAUUAUCUGGUCAUGAGAAUGAUGUUAAUUAUGUACAGUUCAGUGGUUGCGCCGUGUCUUCGAAAAUUUGGACAUCUGACUCUUGGAAAGAAGAAAAUACACCGAAGUUUAGAAAUUUCUGGUAUUCUCAUGAUAACAUAGUUACCUGCUCUCGUGAUGGAAGUGCAAUUAUAUGGGUUCCCAGAUCACGUAGAUCUCAUGGAAAAGUUGGACGUUGGAUUCGUGCGUAUCAUCUAAAAGUGCCAACACCACCCCUGCCUCCUCAACCUCCACGAGGAGGUCCAAGACAGAGAGUGCUACCUACUCCCCGCGGCGUUAAUAUGAUUGUAUGGAGUCUAGACAACCGUUUUGUAUUGGCAGCUAUUAUGGAUUGCAGAAUAUGUGUUUGGAAUGCAGUUGAUGGCAGCUUAGUGCACUCUUUGACUGGUCAUACUGAAUCUUCUUAUGUUUUGGAUGUUCAUCCUUUCAAUCCCCGGAUAGCUAUGAGUGCUGGGUAUGAUGGUCGAACCAUUGUGUGGGAUAUAUGGGAGGGCAUACCUAUUCGAACAUACGAAAUUGGACGCUUUAGGCUGGUCGAUGGGAAGUUUUCUCCGGAUGGAACAUCAAUCGUGCUUUCAGAUGAUGUUGGACAGAUAUAUUUUCUGAGUACAGGUCAAGGCGAGUCUCAGAAGGAUGCAAAAUAUGAUCAGUUUUUCCUUGGUGAUUACCGUCCUCUAAUUCAGGAUACUCAGGGAAAUAUUCUUGAUCAGGAAACUCAACUUCCACCACACCGAAGAAACAUUCAGGAACCUCUAUGUGAUUCUAGCAUGAUCCCAUAUCCAGAACCUUAUCAGAGUCAAUUCCAGCGACGACGUCUUGGUGCUCUUGGCAUUGAAUGGCGCCCUUCUUUGAUAAAAUAUGCUAUUGGUCCAGAUUUUAGUGUUGGCCAGGAUUACCAGGUGAUACCUUUGGCUGAUUUGGAAGGAGUGCUUGAACCACAACCAGAGUUUUUGGACGCCUUGUUAUGGGAGCCUGAAUAUGACAUCGUGAGUGAUGAUAAUGACUCUGAAUACAAUGUGAACGAGGAUAACUCUAGCGCAGCCGAGCAAGGGACUAUUAGUGCCAUCUCUUCUAGUGACUUAGAAUACAGUGAAAGCGACUCUAAUAAUAGGGAUGGUCUUAGAAGAUCAAGAAGGAAAAGCCAUAAUAUUGGAGUUGAGGGAAUGACUUCUGGAAGGCGUGUUAGGAAAAGGAAUUUGGAAGAAUGUAACGGUAAUACUUCUGGAAAUAACAAAGUUAAGAAAUCCAGAGGAAGCUUAAAAUCAGCAAAAAAGAAAUCUUCCAAAGCUAAGACAUCGAGACCUCGGAGAACUGCUGCCCAUAAUGCUCGUAAUAUGUUCUCUCAUAUUGGCGAAACAUCUACUGAAGGGGAAGAUAAUUAUUCUGAAGAUGAAUCAUCUGACAGUUUUCAAGAUUCAGAAAAUCUUAGUGAACCUGAGAGCAAAGUCCAUAUUAAGCGGGAAGAACUUAAAAAAGCCCCAUCGGAAAAGUCUGCCAAUGCAUCCAAGCCACCUCCAUAUUCUGACUCUCAGACAAAUCUUGAAAGUAGACCGAGGCUGGUUCUUAAGUUUUCACUUCCUAAGAAGAAUGUGCCUUUAGAGGAUGCAAAAUUUGCACGUGAGAAUCAGGCUGAUAUGGUAUGUCAGUCUUCUAUACCCCAACCCCUAGAAAGUGUUCAAAAAACUUUGCCAGACACACAUGGUAUGUCAGAUACUACCAAUGCAGGCAACAACAGAAAUGAAAAUGUUAUAAAUCAUCUGGAUACAUCUAUAUGUCUCGAGGAGAGCACAGGUCAGAGCAGACAGAUGAGAAAACACACAUAUGACCUUUCAAGAUCAGGGGAUGCUUUGUUGACUGAUACUGAAAUUAACGGUCAUUCUGAAUUUAUUGCCAAUGGGAAAUCAGAACAUAUGAAUAGCAAGUUAAAGACUGACAGUAGCAUGGUUAAUAUAGAGCUGUCUGAUUUUGAUAAUACAGCUAAAUUUUCAUCGCUUGAAUCUUGGGGGCUUGACAACGAUCAACCAAUUGCUGAUGGUCCCAUAGCUUCUGGUUAUGAUAAGUUGAAUGAUGGUUAUAAAGACCAGUCUAAGUCUGAUAAGUGCACAGAGGAUUCACAGGAAAACAAUGAAGUUGUUCAUUCAAGCCACUCUCAAGACCUCAAAAUGAAAGCACCCCUUAAAGCAACUAAAAUAGUUAUUAAAAAGAAACAGCCUCUAGAAGACAUUGAAGGUCCUUCCAAACUGAAAUUUGGUAGUUCCAAGACAGAUUCAAUCGGUACUAGAAAUGAUGUAAUCUCUGGAAAUCCCUCUUUUAAAGGGCCUGAUCGAUUACCAGAAGCACUAGAAGGGGGAGAUGGCAGAAGUACAAGUUAUCCGCAGCUACUUAAUUCAUAUUCUGACCAGAGAAGUUAUAACCACGUACAUGAAAGGAAUAAAUUAAAUAAAAGGGAACCUAAACCUAAUGGUUUUGGUUUUGAUCUGGAAGAAAAUGCUUCAGUUUACAGCAAUCAGCAUAGCUUAGGAAUUGAUUUAUCUAAUGCUGGCAGCGAUCCUAUUCGUCGAGCGCGAUCAAUUAGGAUGAAAAAAACUUACGAGGAGCCAGAUGCUUUGAACGAGAGGAUUAAAAUCCGAGGUGGCCAAAGUUCAAGGGGCACAUCCAGCCGGGAAGGUUCUUCUAUCAAAGUGUCUGAUGAACUUCAUCAAAGAACAAGGUCUGCUAGAAACAGGUCUGAUGAAUAUAUUGCCAAUGAUCCUGGUAUUUUAGCUCAAAGCAUGCCAAAUUACCAUGUCAAAAAGCUUUCAUGGCUAAUGCUUUCGGAAGAGCAUGACGAGGGUUACCGUUAUAUUCCUCAACUCGGGGAUGAAGUUGUAUACUUGAGACAGGGUCAUGACGAAUACAAAACCUCAUGUCUUACGACGUCUGAACAAGGUCCGUGGUCAUUAUUUAAAGGACUAAGGGCUGUUGAAAUUUGCAAAGUUGAUAAACUUGAGUAUGCAGAGGUCCCAGGUUCUGGGGAUAGCUGUUGUAAGCUCAGACUGAGAUUUGUGGAUCCUUCUUCAUUUGCGUUUAAUAAAUCAUUCAAAUUAACUUUACCUGAGUUGAACGACUUCUCCGAUUUUGUUAUUGAGAAAACAUUCUAUGAUGCUGUCAUGAAGAGAAAUUGGUCCCCAGAAGAAAAAUGCAGAGUAUGGUGGCGGAAUCCAGAUGGGGAAGGUGGAAGUUGGUGGAAAGGUCAAAUAGUUGAAGUGAAGGCCAAAUCUGAUGCAUUCCCUGACAGUCCUUGGGAUAGGUUUGAGGUAAAGUAUGAUACUGAUCCAAUAGAAUAUCAUCGACAUAGUCCUUGGGAACUCAAUGAUCCUGGGAUUCAACGAGAGCACCCCCACAUUGAUCCUGAGAUUCAACGAGAGCGCCCCCACGUUGAUCCCGAGAUCAGAGAUAAGCUGCUGUCUUAUUUCACUAAAUUACACAGGGAUAAGUAUGAUAUCCAGGCACUGAACCGAGUAGCAGCGAAGUCGGACUAUUCAAACAGGUUUCCUGUUCCAUUUUGUCCCGAACUGAUUCAGUUAAGGCUAAAGAAUGAUUACUAUCGGAGUGUGCAAAGUGUCAAGCAUGAUAUAACGGUGAUGCUAUCAAAUGCUCAAGACUACUUUACAGUUACAAAAAAUGAUAAGCUGCAGGGGAAGGUCAAGCGAAUAUCAGAAUGGCUUAGAAGAAAACUUGAAAGGAUAUAG
Messenger RNA from Lathyrus sativus (Indian pea), 5097 nucleotides. NCBI's taxonomy places the organism in Eukaryota, Viridiplantae, Streptophyta, Magnoliopsida, Fabales, Fabaceae. The record is from the annotation of a GenBank genome assembly.